AUGAACCCUUCGUCGCCAGAUGUACGCAAAGCGCUCGAGUCAGUGGACUGUGUCUCACUUGAGCAUCCGGCUUCCGCGUUAUUACGCGCGUACAUCCUGGAGGCUGUUCGACCCCAGGCGGCUGCAAAUUACGCACAAAGGCGAUUGAGAAGCGAUGGACAUGCUGGUUCUCUCAUUGCUGAUUGGGUUUACGUUAUUGAUUCAGUCAUCUCGGGCACGCAGCCGCGAGCUCCCUCGCAUGUUGAGAUCGAUGCCAUUACCAAGCGAGACGGAGGCUCGCCCCGAUUCUACCUGUGCCAUCUGCGUGGCUCAAAGGAGAGGAGCGUGCACAACGCCUUCCAGCGCGGAGUCGUCAGAUUAAUACGAUUGCCUUCAUCCAUGAUAGAGUUCAGAGUUGAGCAUGUUCUUAUUGAUGAUGAGCAACCUGUUGAUGUGAACGGUGCUAUUGCUUUGCUGGGUGAUCAUUCACGACAAGGAAUUGAAAAGGCUGAUGCACGGCUAAUUGGUUCGCAUGCCCGCUUCUCUAGAAGCAUCCAGCUAGUGAAUCUCGCAAGGACUAUCGCUCCUGGUCUGUUCUCAGAGCCGAAAACCACCACGGAUGUCCCUCAACAGCAGUUCCCAGUCCGAAUGCGUUCAAGUAGCCUUGGCUUGGGAUACACCUUCGUGCGCCCAAUUAUGCUUUUGUGGCGGUUCUUUCCAUCCCAAGUUCGUAUCGCGACAUACGAUCUAUUGAGAAAACUAGGAAGCUGCUUCUACGGAAAAGAUGGCAAUGCGCAGGUUCAGAGGUUGCCUUUUGGACUAUACCUCAAGUAUAAUUCCGACUCGGAUACCCUGAGGAACGAGUAUAAUGCCAUCAAGGUCAUGGAACAAAAGACAAACAUUCCUGCACCACGAGCCUUUGAUAUAGUGUCUCAGAGUAACAACGAGGAUGAUUUGAGUUAUCUUCUCAUGAGUACGGUUCCAGGCACACCAUUGGCGAUAUGUCGGGAUUCCCUUUCUGACCAAGACUACGCCAGCCUCUCCGUCCAGCUCAAAGGCUGUGUGUCACAAAUUCGGGACAUCCCCAAGCCGGCGAAUCAUGAUAUGGUUAUCUGCAAUACUUUGGGUGAAGCCUGCCGCGAUCCACGAAUUCGAGAUUGGUCCCCCAUCGGACCUUUUGCAGAUGAAGCAUGA
This is a messenger RNA of Fusarium subglutinans, 1173 nucleotides long. RefSeq names its product kinase-like domain protein. The record is from RefSeq and is a predicted model, not a curated record. Lineage: Eukaryota; Fungi; Ascomycota; Sordariomycetes; Hypocreales; Nectriaceae. The transcript has 5 exons. The coding region runs from base 1 to 1173 and encodes 390 amino acids.